This is a messenger RNA of Zingiber officinale, 768 nucleotides long. Its product is annotated as PHD finger protein At3g20280-like. The record is from RefSeq and is a predicted model, not a curated record. Bases 1 to 768 code for a protein of 255 amino acids. The transcript is spliced from 2 exons. Lineage: Eukaryota; Viridiplantae; Streptophyta; Magnoliopsida; Zingiberales; Zingiberaceae.
AUGAUAAAUCAGGAAAUAAAGUCUUCUACAAUUCAAGCAGGACAAGGAGGCCUGCAUAUUACACAUCAACCUACUCAAGGCUUGGCAUUCUUUCAUGCACCUUCUCUUUAUACCAAUCACAAUGAGAUUGGUAAGAGUGUGCAGAGGAUAUUGCAAUUGAAGGUUCUGGAUCACCCAAACUGGAUUCCUCCAUCAAGUGACUAUAUGAAUGCUUCUUUAAAUUGCCAGAUAUGCAAAAAUGUGAUUUCAGAUACAGAAAGUUUGCUUGUCUGUGAUGCUUAUGAGAAAGGAAACCAUUUGAAAUGUCUUCAAUCUUAUGGCAGCAAAGACAUUCCUAAAGCAGAAUGGCAUUGCCCAAGCUGCUUGGCAUCAAGUAAUGGAAAGACCUUGCCACCCAAAUAUGGAAGGGUCACAAGAGCUCCUGUUCCAGCACCAAGAGCUGCUCCAAAUACAAGCAUCAAUGUUGCUUCUAAGAAAACAGAAGAUUUGGAUCCUAACACUAGUCGACGGAAAGCACUAGCCAACAACAAUUCUUAUGUGUCUCAACAUUCCAAUUCUUCAAAUUUGGGUGGCAACCAUUAUGAUUCAAUGGUAAUUGGUGCUGAAAUAGAUUCGAGGACAAAUGGAGUUAAGAGAGACAAUGAAAAAUGUGAUGCAGUAGGUGAUCAUUUGGAGGAAACAAAUGGAUCUGUAUGUGCUAAUUCUGAUGCAUCUUGUGGGUAUCCCAAUGAUAUUGAGAAUGAUAGUGGCUUCAAUGCAUCUAUAUAG